Messenger RNA from Ceratosolen solmsi marchali, 2283 nucleotides. RefSeq names its product nicotinic acetylcholine receptor beta1 (gene nAChRbeta1). Gene Ontology annotation, cellular component: postsynaptic membrane. The transcript is spliced from 7 exons. The record is from RefSeq and is a predicted model, not a curated record. Gene Ontology annotation, molecular function: acetylcholine-gated monoatomic cation-selective channel activity; transmembrane signaling receptor activity. NCBI's taxonomy places the organism in Eukaryota, Metazoa, Arthropoda, Insecta, Hymenoptera, Agaonidae. The coding region runs from base 371 to 1927 and encodes 518 amino acids. Gene Ontology annotation, biological process: monoatomic ion transmembrane transport.
AUGUCGACCACGACGAUCGACUUUGUCAAGCGCGAGCCAUACCGCCGCUACAGAACUUCAACCUAAUAAUUUCCUCGUAGCCAGCCACCACCUUGGCGCGGCUUGAACUUUGAACUUAAGUUUAAAGCUACGGAAGGAGAGGACUCGCCGUGCCUCAAUAACUCUCAAUGGACCGCCGGGGGUCGCUCCGGAUCUUGGGGCGCGUCCAACGUGUCUGUGGCGAAGUAGCCCCGCGUCGGUAAGCGCGGAAUCCGCCGAGCCAAGCGACCCCCGCUGCGUGCGCGCGCGGAUAUUGAUUUUGGGGGUGGCUCUCUUCUCGCGCGGAACCGUCGCGGGGAGUCAGAAACACGCCCGUCCCGAGGCAACGAAGAUGCGUCUCGCCGUAAGGCUCGCGCGCCUCUUGUUUAUCUCAGCGAUAUUUUGCAUUGGACUCUGCUCCGAGGACGAGGAGAGGCUGGUGCGAGACCUCUUCCGCGGCUACAACAAGCUCAUCAGGCCAGUGCAGAACAUGACCGACACCGUCAACGUCAAAUUCGGCCUCGCCUUCGUCCAGCUCAUCAACGUCAAUGAGAAGAACCAGAUUAUGAAAUCGAACGUCUGGUUACGGUUCGUGUGGACGGACUAUCAGCUGCAGUGGGACGAGGCUGAUUAUGGAGGAAUCUCGGUUCUUCGACUUCCGCCCGAUAAAGUUUGGAAACCAGAUAUAGUACUCUUCAAUAACGCUGACGGGAACUACGAGGUCCGUUACAAGAGCAACGUCCUGAUCUACCCUAACGGCGAAGUACUGUGGGUGCCACCCGCAAUUUACCAGAGCUCCUGCACUAUCGAUGUCACGUACUUUCCAUUCGACCAGCAGACCUGCAUCAUGAAAUUCGGCUCGUGGACAUUCAAUGGCGAUCAGGUCUCGCUAGCCCUCUACAACGACAAGAACUUCGUCGACCUAUCGGAUUACUGGAAGUGCGGCACGUGGGACAUCAUAAACGUACCCGCCUUCCUAAACGUCUACGAGGAGUUCCCCACCGAGACGGACAUCACCUUUUACAUAAUCAUCCGUCGUAAAACCCUAUUCUACACGGUCAACUUGAUCUUGCCGACCGUUCUCAUCUCCUUCCUCUGCGUCCUCGUCUUCUAUUUGCCAGCAGAAGCCGGCGAGAAAGUCACUCUCGGAAUAAGUAUUCUUCUAUCGCUGGUUGUGUUCCUGUUACUUGUAAGUAAAAUAUUGCCGCCAACGUCUCUCGUGCUACCGCUUAUCGCUAAAUAUCUGCUCUUCACCUUCAUCAUGAACACCGUCAGUAUUUUGGUGACAGUCGUUAUUAUCAAUUGGAACUUCCGAGGGCCACGCACUCACCGGAUGCCCCAAAUGACUCGAAGGAUCUUCCUGAAAAUUUUACCGACGAUCUUGUUGAUGCGCCGACCGAAGAAGACGCGGCUGCGCUGGAUGAUGGAGAUUCCGAACGUGACGUUGCCGACCUCGACGUACUCAGGUAGUCCGACGGAGCUACCUAAGCAUCUACCGGCCUCACUUGCCUCCAAGCCUAAAAUGGAGAUGAUGGAGCUGUCUGACCUCCACCACCCGAACUGCAAAAUCAACCGAAAGAACCACCACACGGGCGGCUCGAGUGCGGCAGGCUCGGAGGCCCUUGCCGACAGGCGCGGCUCCGAGAGCUCGGACUCGGUGCUCCUCAGUCCCGAGGCUACCAAGGCUACCGAAGCCGUGGAAUUCAUCGCCGAGCAUCUUCGCAACGAGGACCUCUACAUUCAGACACGAGAAGACUGGAAAUACGUAGCGAUGGUUAUAGAUCGACUGCAGCUCUACAUAUUCUUCAUCGUGACCACGGCAGGGACGAUCGGCAUCCUAAUGGACGCUCCCCACAUCUUCGAGUACGUCGAUCAGGAUCGCAUCAUCGAGAUCUAUCGGGGCAAGUGAAGAACGUACCGACUUACCUGCUUACUUGCCCGUAUUGUCUCUCCCCUUUUUGUCUCCGACUUGGUCGCACUUAGCAAUGGGAUACUUCAACGUCAUAGGGUGCACUUACCAAGCACUGCUCAAAGUUUACAUUCUAAGUAACUUGGAAAGGAAUUUCACUCUUUUAAAAAAGCGAUAAUUUUUCCGACUACUUUUCUACUCUGCAUACUAUCGUCAUUGCCAAUGAGAAAUAUUCUAUUCUAAGGAAUUUAUAGCAUCGAUCGGUGAUACUCGCAGAAAAGCAUUGCAACUAAUGCGCGAGCUUUUCACCUAUUUUGGUAAGAGAGUAAUUAUUAAUGCGAUUAUUAUUAUGAUAU